Clarias gariepinus (North African catfish) is the source of this 1756-nucleotide messenger RNA. It is a transcript of the gene fam20cl, whose product is annotated as family with sequence similarity 20 member C, like. Lineage: Eukaryota; Metazoa; Chordata; Actinopteri; Siluriformes; Clariidae. Gene Ontology annotation, biological process: protein phosphorylation. The record is from RefSeq and is a predicted model, not a curated record. Bases 26 to 1534 code for a protein of 502 amino acids. Gene Ontology annotation, molecular function: phosphotransferase activity, alcohol group as acceptor. The transcript is spliced from 11 exons. Gene Ontology annotation, cellular component: Golgi apparatus.
GAGCGGCGACGAGCCACAGAAAAGCAUGAGGGCGUGCCGGUGCCGCCGCUUGAGGGGUGUGUGUGCCUUGAUGUUGUGUCUGAUGCUGGCUCUGCACGUGCUGGUAAUUGUCCUGGUCCUGUGGAUGUUCCCUUCAACCUGCGAGCCCAUUGAAGGGCCUCAAUCUCAAGCUCGACCCCGCAACCUCACCCCAGACAGCCUCGCACGCUCCGGCUCUAGCGGCAGAGCUAAUCCUGUGAAACAAAGGCUUGUGGAAGCUGCUGAUCUCGCCAAGCUGCAGGCCUUAUUCUCCCACGCACUGUAUACCCAGUGUUCCCUGUCCAGUCCUGAUGACGACACGCUGCUGCGAGUCCGAACCCAGAAGGCAGAGCAGUCCGACGACGACCAGUGGGUAAGUACCAGCAGGGAGGGCUACGAUCCUAUCCAGUGGAACGGCAGUACAGAGACCCACCCCCCCUGGCUUCGGUUCCACCUCGGCAUCUCCCGUUGGCAGCUGUAUCAGCACAGGGACGCGAACCUGCCUGCGCUCGUGGACCAGCUGUCGACCCACCGCAUCAUCAGCGCAGUUCAGAAAUCAGGAGGAACGCAGCUGAAGUUGAUGAUUACGUUUUCAAACUAUGGACAGGCGCUCUUCAAGCCCAUGAAACAGGGGAGGUAUGACGAGACUAACGUGAAUCUGUAUUAUUUCUCGGACUUCGAGAGACACAAUGCUGAAAUCGCAGCCUUUCACCUAGACAGGAUUCUGGGUUUCCGGCGUGUCCCCCCGGUUGUGGGACGACUCGUUAAUGUGAUUAAGGAAAUUAAGGACAUCACCACUGACCACAGACUGGCCAGGACCUUCUUCGAUUCUCCAGUGGGAAAUACGUGCUUUUACGGCCAGUGCUCAUACUAUUGUUCUACGGAGCAUGCAGUGUGCGGCCGACCCCGUGCUCUCGAGGGCUCUUUAGCAGCCAUGUUGCCUGACCUUUCACUCGCGCCUCGCCGCACCUGGAGGAACCCUUGGAGGCGCUCGUACAGCCGCAGUAAGCUUGCCCUGUGGGAGCAGACCCCAUCAUACUGCGACGCGGUGAAAAAGACUCCUCCCUACGACCGAGGCACAAGACUGCUGGAUCUCAUCGACAUGACCAUUUUGGACUUUUUGCAAAGUAACAUGGACAGGCACCACUAUGAAACAUUUGAAAUUUUCGGCAACAACACUUUCCUUUUGCAUUUAGACAACGGAAGAGCGUUCGGUCGUCAUUCUAAAGAUGAGCCAUCAAUACUCACUCCUCUUGUGCAGUGCUGCAGAAUCCGCCGUUCCACGCUUCUUCGCCUGCAGCUGCUCUCUUCCUCUCAGUACCGUUUGAGUGACGUCAUGCGGGCAUCUCUCUCUCAGGAUCCGCUCUCAGCCGUGGCCCCCCUCCUCACCGAGCAUCACCUUGCCGCUUUAGACCGCCGUCUGGCUACGGUGCUUCAGACCGUCGAGCGCUGUCUCUCACAGCACAAACACCACCACGACGUCAUUUACGAUGAUAUCACUGACUACUCAGGAUAGAAAAGUGCUUUCUGUUAUUGAAGUGUUGCUGACUAAUUUGUUUCCAGUAAUGACUAUAUUUAAUGUCAAUGUAGUAUUGCAAAAUGCAGCAUGAAGGACUAAAAAUGUGACUGUUUCAAAUGGAAGAUUUCACAAGAACACUUCUUCUUCUUGAGCAGAGACGCUACUUGUUGAUUUCUAUUAUAUAUUCAUUUAUAUAAUAAAGCACGUCUUAUGUUUUUA